AUGCUGCCAAAUAUUACCGUCGACAAUAAUGUACAAAAGCACAUCGAAGCGCUCCAGACGAACGGAUACGACGACUGGAAACCAGGGGGUGUAAGGCAUGCCGAUUGGCACGCCCGUAAAGAACGGUGGAAGAAAGGCGGUGCUAUCUGCAUGAAGCAGAAGAUGGAGCAAAUCAGGAAGGCCAAUAGCAUUAUCUAUCUCGACGUCGAUGACAACGAGGGCGACUACGAGGUCGACGAAGAUGCAGAACGUUUCUUCGCCGCAGUGGCGGAUCUCCUGCCUGCUGUCCCCGCACAGAAUAGUAGGCAUAGUAGACGGCGUCUAAUUUAG
Molecule: messenger RNA, 330 nt
Organism: Pleurotus ostreatus (oyster mushroom)
Lineage: Eukaryota; Fungi; Basidiomycota; Agaricomycetes; Agaricales; Pleurotaceae
Exons: 2
Coding region: 1-330 (109 amino acids)
Source: RefSeq, a predicted model, not a curated record